Molecule: messenger RNA, 318 nt
Organism: Plasmodium inui San Antonio 1
Lineage: Eukaryota; Apicomplexa; Aconoidasida; Haemosporida; Plasmodiidae
Exons: 1
Coding region: 1-318 (105 amino acids)
Source: RefSeq, a predicted model, not a curated record
AUGGAUGAGGAGUACAAGAGGUUCCUUCAGUUGAAGAGAAGAGAAAAAGUUUUACCCGACAAUAAAAUUACAAGCAUUGAUAUUAAUACGUUUAAAAAGUAUAAGCACAAAAACAACCCCAUUUUUUCCACCGAAUUUAAGGUGUUCAUAACUGGUUUCUUAAUUUGCGGGUGGUGCGUUUUUGCAGUUUACCUGACGGUGAGGAUUAUGUCUCCUGACGAUUUCGAAUGGGUGGAAAAUGAGAGGAAGAGACUGGAGGAUGCCAAAAGGAAAGUUAUGAUAAUAAAGGAAAGGGGAAAGGAGGUGGACCCCGUGUGA